This is a messenger RNA of Herpailurus yagouaroundi (jaguarundi), 3830 nucleotides long. Its product is annotated as pollen-specific leucine-rich repeat extensin-like protein 2. NCBI's taxonomy places the organism in Eukaryota, Metazoa, Chordata, Mammalia, Carnivora, Felidae. The coding region runs from base 601 to 1632 and encodes 343 amino acids. The record is from RefSeq and is a predicted model, not a curated record. The transcript has 2 exons.
UCACGCAAGACCGUCACCCAGGAGGGGGAGCCUGUGCCGGCCUUGGAUGUCAGCUCCCACUCUUCUGGGAGCUUCUUCAAGCUCUACGACCUUGGGACUUAAAGACACUGGCACAGAAAGAAGGAAACCUCUUCAAGCCAGGAGGGAUUUCUCUCUGAAACAUCCCACAGAGACGCUCAAGCGGUCGUUCCUCUGCGUUACUCCGCCAAAGGGGUGUGCGGACCGUUACCAGAGCCGCAGGCCAGGUUUACCGAAAACAAAUCCACAAAAGACCCCGGCCCCCGGCCCGCUGCCGGCCUCGUCUUCCGCUCAGGCCCGUGCAGAGGACCGUCAGCAGAGGGCCACCCAGUCUCUCGGGGAUCUCGGCGGCGGAGGCGGCAGCCCUCUCUCCCGGAGGGCGGGUGGCCUGCGGCUCCCUCCCGCCAGAGCCUUCCCGGAAUCUGGAGCCCAGGCGGCGGGGUCGGGAGCACCUGACAACAAUUUGGAAACCAGCUUUGGGCCCUGGGGCCGGAACCCGCCCCCGCAGAGCUGGCGGUAGAGCCGGCGGAGCGCCCAGACCCACUCUCACCGGGCUCUCCGGCCUCCUUCCGAGCGAAGGUAAUGGAAACGAGCCAGUUUAAUGAUGAGGGGAACACCGCAACGGCUCAGAAGAGGAGGAAAGGGACCUUAACGAGCCGUCCCUCUGAGAUGCUCCAUCCCACUGACGGCGGGCACCCACGUCCCCUGGGACCCAGGCCAGUGUGCCCGGGCCGCCCACACACGCGCGCGCACGUACACACACCCGGCCGCACCCAGGAGGCCGGGGUCUCUGCCCCCUCCGCUCAACACUCACACGGAGGCCAUCAGGCGGCCAAGUACUGCCAAACUUCUGGGCGGCCAUCCGGGUCCUGGCCCCACCAACGAAGCAAGCAGCAAACCUGCUUUCCCUCCCCUCCCCCAGAGAACACCGGGCCUGCCGACGUGGCCCCCUUCGCCGGAGGCGGGGGACGUGGGCGGCCGAGGUCGCCCGAGCCCUCACUGCCCCUCCCGGAGCAGGUGGGUCGUCCCCGCACAAACCACAGGCACGAGGAUCUGGCUCACACGCCCGUGGCGGACUCUCCUCCGGGCUGGUCCUUGGCCACAGUCCCAGCCCCCGAAUCCCAGGUGCCACCAUUGAGCCACCCCCUCCUCGCAGAGCAGGGACGUGGGCUGCAGAGCCUGCCUCCCCCACGUGCCCCACUGCACAAGCCUAGAAUGCGUGCACGAUGCCCACACCCGCCCCGGCCUCAUGCCACCACCGGACAGCCUUUCCCUCGGUGGCCUGCGACUCUGGCUGCAACGAGACCCAGGGCCCUUCUGGUCACUCCCACCAGCACUAAAAACCCAAAGCACAGAAAACUGUUGGCUACGCUCCAGAAUCUCCCACCGACCUCAGCGACAGCAAGAAGCCAGGACGUCUUCGAGGAAAGAGAGCGGGUUCAGUCACGGUCCAGACAACCGCAGGCUGACGCGCCAGCGCGACAGGGCUCCUCGGGCCUAUCUGCAAAGCCCCGAGCCCCAGGCAUGGUGCAGUGCGAGCACCCGACAACCCUCGCGCGGCCGUCAACCGCAUGGGAGCAGGGAGAGACGGGAACCUGGACAACCGUCUCCUGAGGUGCACCAGCCAACCCACUUAACGCCGUGUGGGAACAAGGACAAGGCAUGGGUGACAACGACGGUGACGUUGUCACCCCUUGUUACAUAACUGAGGAACAUAAAGUCCAACGUGAAAUAAGUAAUCGGUACGUUAAACCGCGUGGAGUCCUGCAGACCCUCAGGUCUGCAGCUGAUCAAAAAGAAAACACGUUCUGCUGGAGGACCACCGUGUAUGAGCUUUAGUUAGAAAUGGUGCAUGGAGGGCGAUGGUUCCGGAAUGUUCCGCACAAGAAAAAGGAGAGACGGAGAGGUGGGUUUUGCAACAAGUGGACGCUCUAAAGCCAGAAGGCUGAGCCAGGGGCAGGGGUCCUGGCUACAGGUGACCUCUCAGGAAGCUGCCCCAGCACUCGGCUUGCUGUGAAAACACGCCCUAGGAAAGGAGGUGGGUCAAUCAGGCACCGAGGGACUUGAACUGACCAGGUCCCCUGGGGCACAGCUGAAGGCGUUCGGGAGGCACCUGGGGGCAGAAGAGACAACAGCAAGGGUGAACUCGCUCAUCCCCAGGUCUCCGUCAACCGGGACAGCUUCCCUGUCUGGUGUGUGGCUCCCGUGACCUGGCCGUGCAGCCCCCACUACCCCAAGGAGGGUCGGGCCGUUGGACAAGGUAAGAAACGUAACCAAGAGGAGAGUCCCCGCCCGCCAACCCAGAAGCACUCUUCAGGGAAUGCGUGUCAAGGAAGCAAUGGUGCGUGCCUACGUAGGUGGGGUGGCAGUCUGUCCUCCUGUGGUAAAAUACUCCUAACGCGACAUUUACCCUCUUAGGCAUCUUUAAGCAUCCAGCGCGGGGCAUCAAGGGCCUUCACCUGCAGAACUUUCUCAUCUUCCCAAACUGAAACCGGGUCCUCGUCGAACGCCCCUCCACACCCGUCCCCAACCCCGGGCACCCCCGCCUACUGUGUCUGUGGACUGGACGUGAGGGGGGCCACACGGUCCUUCUGUGGCUGACGUCACUGAGCACCGCGUCGGAAAGGCUCACCCAUCUUCUGGGUCAGAGUGUCCUUCCCCCCUGAGGCUGCACGAUACUCCAGCGUGUGGACAGACCCUGCCUUGUCUCUCCAUCACCAUCUCCCCAUCAGCUGUCGCAGACGCGGCUGUGAACACGGGCGCACGGCUAUGUGUUCGAGUCUGUGCUUCUGACUCCUGGCUACAUACGCACAAGUGGGGUAGCUGGAUCAUUCCAUCCUUGGUGUUCUGAGGAACCGCCAUACUGCUUUCCACAGCAGCUGCCCGGCGCACAUACCCCACGUCACUGUCUUUCACAUUUAAAAAAACAAAAAAAAAGCUCAAUAAUGGACAGUAAGGAGGUUCUCACAUGGGUGCUGUCUACUCAUGAGACUUGCUGCUGGGCAAGGAGGGGGCAGGCGGUUGCCACAGCAGCACAGGGCACGGGGAGAACACGGGGGGCGCACUCACUGGACAGGACAACGGGACACGCGGGGUUCCGCAGGUGGGGGCACCAUAACGGGGUGGGUCAUCUGGAAUGGGAACAACGGUCUACAUCAUCCAGAGUCACUCCAGCCCACACACAUCCACCUCUCAAUCCAUGGAAUCAAAACCCCUGGAGAUGGGCCCAGGACCUACAGACGAGUUCCCGUGUUUCCUACGCACAACUCAGAACCCUGGUCAUUUGCAGAAAAAUGGGGGCAAUCCAAGCAGCAAAACUAUCCCACGGACGCUGCAGGGCAAAUCACCAAAAAGGUUAUGCCCUCAAGAAAACCACCCACCGGACAUGUGACAAAACAUUCUCUGAGACUCUGUCCACUUGAUAGACAACUACUAGACUGGGUAAUUAGGUCCAAAUCAAAAAGAAGAAUCCCAGAAGACAAGGCCAUGAACUACCACGGCCCUCGUUUUAUGACGGGGGCGCAGAGGCACAAAGCAGUGAGGCUGCGUGCCCAUGUCACACAACCCGCAACCGCCGGGGCUGGGGGCACACCUAGGCUGGUUUCGUACAACAGGGCACACUCAACGCCACGAAAACAGUAAGGAGAGGUGACAGGAACAAGAUUCUGAAAAGCUAACACAUGUGGAUCUUUUGACACCAAAAAACACACACACUGAGAAAAGCAAAACCAGAAAGUAAGAUCAACGAGAUGAAAAACGCAUCUGUGUGUGGCGUGCCCAGGUGGCUCAGUCAGUCGAGCGUCCGACUUCGG